This is a messenger RNA of Paramacrobiotus metropolitanus, 1148 nucleotides long. RefSeq names its product 39S ribosomal protein L21, mitochondrial-like. Gene Ontology annotation, cellular component: mitochondrial large ribosomal subunit; ribosome. NCBI's taxonomy places the organism in Eukaryota, Metazoa, Tardigrada, Eutardigrada, Parachela, Macrobiotidae. The transcript has 7 exons. Gene Ontology annotation, molecular function: structural constituent of ribosome. The coding region runs from base 262 to 1002 and encodes 246 amino acids. The record is from RefSeq and is a predicted model, not a curated record.
GUAAGUCCUUUGCAGGUUGCUGUUUCGGUUCCAGCAGAAUAUUGUUUGUUUUCGCAUCGGGAUCGCACUUUUUAUAUGCAAUUUCUAAAAUACUGGAAUACCUGCGAUAAAGUUUCAGUAGAUUUUGAACGGUGUUGUUUGCUUAUUGCUUAUCGUGAAUGCCGCUGGACUUGUCCAAUGGAAUCCUAAUACCUCUUCGAGUAGUCUUUACAAGAUUCUCUCAAAACGAAAACAGUAUUUCUGCAGACGCCGGAGAACUGUAUGCAUUGCUUUAGGAUGGCUCUCUUUUCUCGACGAGCGUUAGCCUCUGCACGACUUAUUUUACCGGUUAAUUUUGCGUCGUCUCCUAUAAGUUUUCCGUGUGGGAUUCCUCUGCAUUUCCGAUGUAUAUCCGAUGAUAAUCCAAAGGACGGGAGCAACAAGAAAUUCCCCUACUCUAAGAAUGGACGUGUCAGUUUUGUUAACACUUUGGGAGAUCAAAGCAAAAAUCCAUUUAAUCCUAAUCUGUACCCCGAAGAAGUGAAAUACGGUGAUCCUUUGGAGGGAUUGAGUCCCGUUGAAGAAGAUAUUUAUAAAGAUAUUGUCGGGAAAAUAAAUACCCAGAUAUCUGAGGAGAGCUAUGGAAGGCCAUUUGCGGUGAUUCACGUUUCACAGAGACAGUACCGAGUGACGGAAGGAGAUAUCAUCAUGGUCGAGCAUACAUUUCCGUUGGAUGUUGGAGAAAGGAUUAAAUUUGAAAAGGUCCUGGCAGCUGGUUGUGCUGACUUCUCGCUCAUUGGUCGUCCAAUAUUAGACCGAAAUCUGGUGGAUAUCGAGGCUACCUGCAUCGAAAAAUCUCUGGCUUAUCCCAUCAUAAAAUUUCAGCACAUUAAACCUCUUUCUUUGCGAAGGCGGCGCUUUUUCAGAAACCCGGAAACUAUGAUAAGGAUAAACAAGAUUACUUUUAAAAGGAAGCUUAACGAUUUGACGCAUCCGGAUGACGUUGUACAUACGAUUCAUUAAUAUUUUGUCUUUGUUUCGUUGCUGUUGGGCAUUGGCAGUGUUUGAUUGUACUAUUACGGAAAAUCUCUACAUUGUCGUCAGUUUUUAAAGGAGUUUGACCUCUUCGGUUAAUAAAUCGGAAGAAAUGCUACAUAAAAAGGACAAUG